Molecule: messenger RNA, 10274 nt
Organism: Pristis pectinata (smalltooth sawfish)
Lineage: Eukaryota; Metazoa; Chordata; Chondrichthyes; Rhinopristiformes; Pristidae
Gene: lrba
Product: LPS responsive beige-like anchor protein
Exons: 56
Coding region: 441-9059 (2872 amino acids)
Biological process (GO): intracellular protein localization
Cellular component (GO): membrane; cytosol
Molecular function (GO): protein kinase binding
Source: RefSeq, a predicted model, not a curated record
ACCUGAGCCACCCGCCAGCCAAUCCGUGCCGUGUACACAUGCGCGGUGGCACCUCCCACCCCGCGCGCGCUACCUCGGGCAGCGCGCAGUCGGAAGCUCGAGCCUGUGGCUUGACGCUGUCAUGGCGGCGUGAAGCUGAGGAACGAGGAAGAGAGUGUCUCCGUUCCGUCCCCAGGACUUUUUCUUCCCCCCCCCCACCUCUUUUUUUUGUAAACAACAAUCUGACUCGGAGCGUGUAUGAGCCUCCCAGCCGUGAGUUGCCCGAUUCGAGAGCGAGUGAGUGGGCCCGGCUCAGGGACAGAUUGAGAGCGCAGCGAAGCAGCCUCCGAGCUCGGCUCGCCGUGCGCCUUCACUUUAAGUUGCGCGUUGGUCGCUGUUCUCUCGCGUCUCCCGUCUUCUCCCUUCGGCAGUUCGGCUAACCGUCCUCUGGGUGACUCGUCAUGUCGAGCGGGGACGGCAACCCCCAGCCCGCCGACUCCGGGGGAGGCCAGUCUGCACCGCCUGGAGAGCAGGCAGUGGACAAGGGGCAAGUCACUCUACCCCACGCCAGCAGCAAGAUCUCAUCAGGUGGCGACGCGGCUGUUUCCCUGGGCCUCAAUCCUUCUAUACCUAUUCGAGGGAUCCGGAUGAAAUUCGCAGUGUUGACAAGUCUCUUGAAGGCCGGUGAAGUGACCAACCGAGACAUCGUGGAAACCAUAUUUAACCUGCUUGUAGGAGGGCAGUUUGAUUUGGAGAUGAAUUUUAUCAUCCAAGAAGUGGAAAGUGUUGGCUGCAUGGUGGAGCUAUUGGACAAUUGUGACGUGACUUGCCAGGCUGAAGUUUGGAGCAUAUUCAUUGCUAUUCUGAAAAAAAGUAUUCGUAAUCUACAGGCCUGCACAGAUGCUGGAUUGAUUGAACAUGUUCUGAAGAGAAUUGAUCGAGCUAACAAUAUGAUAGCAGAUCUGUUGGUUGAUAUGCUGGGAGUGCUGGCUAGCUACAAUGUUAGUGUUCGAGAGCUAAAACUGCUGGUCAGCAAAUUGCAAGGAGAAAAGGGACAAUGGCCUCUGCAUGCAGUGAAAUUAUUGACCAUAUUGAACCAUGUGCCGCAGAAACCAGGUCCUGAUGCAUUCUUCAGCUUUCCUGGGAAGAGUGCUGCAGCUAUAGCUCUACCUCCAAUUGCUAAAUGGCCUUAUCAGAAUGGUUUCACUUUUCACACAUGGCUCAGAAUGGAUCCUUUAAAUAAUAUCAAUGUUGAUAAAGACAAACCUUAUUUAUACUGUUUCCGUACCAAUAAAGGUCUUGGGUAUUCUGCUCAUUUUGUUGGUGGUUGUCUAAUUGUGACAUCAAUAAAAUCGAAAGGAAAAGGAUUCCAGCAUUGCGUAAAAUAUGACUUCAAGCCACAGAAGUGGUACAUGGUGACCAUUGUACAUGUCUAUCAUCGUUGGAAAAACAGUGAGAUCCGGUGCUAUGUGAAUGGCGAACUGGCAUCUCUUGGAGAGAUCACGUGGCUUGUGAAUACUAGUGAUACAUUUGACAAGUGUUUCCUGGGAUCUUCAGAAACAGCAGAUGCAAAUCGGGUAUUCUGUGGGCAACUUGGAGCAGUUUAUGUCUUCGCUGAAGCUCUCAAUGCAGCUCAGAUAUUUGCAAUAUAUCAACUUGGUCCUGGAUACAAGGGUGCUUUCAAAUUUAAAGCAGAAAGUGAUCUCCUACUAGCAGAACAUCACAAGUCACUACUCUAUGAUGGCAAGCUAUCCAGUAGCAUUGCCUUCACAUACAAUCCAAAGGCUACAGAUGCUCAGCUCUGUCUAGAAUCAUCCCCGAAGGAUAAUCCGUCUAUUUUUGUUCAUUCUCCUCAUGCUCUCAUGCUUCAGGAUGUGAAAGCUGUUGUAACACAUUCAGUACAAAGUGCUAUACAUUCAAUUGGUGGUGUUCAGGUGCUUUUCCCAUUGUUUGCACAACUUGACUAUUGUCAGCAUUCUUCAGACCAAGUAGACAAUACCGUUUGUUCCACAUUGUUGGCAUUUGUAAUGGAGUUGCUGAAGAAUUCAGUGGCUAUGCAAGAGCAAAUACUCUCUUGUAAGGGGUUUCUUGUCAUUGGCUUUAGCCUUGAAAAGUCUUCCAAAGUUCAUAUCACCAGAGAUGUAUUGGAACUGUGUUUAGCCUUUGCCAAGUAUCUGAGUAACUUGCAGAAUGGCGGCCCUCUGCUUAAACAACUGUGUGAUCACAUUCUUCUGAAUCCUGCUAUUUGGAUCCAUGCUCCAGCCAAGGUCCAGUUACAGUUGUACACUUAUUUGUCCACUGAAUUUAUCAGCACUGCUACUAUUUAUAAUGCAGUUCGAAGAGUCGGUACUGUGUUACAGAUAAUGCACACACUGAAAUACUAUUACUGGGUGGUGAAUCCUCAAGAUCGUAGUGGAGUUGUUCCCAAAGGCUCAGAUGGCCCCAGACCAAACCAGAAGGAGAUUCUCUCCUUGCGGGCGCUCCUGUUGCUGUUUGUGAAACAGUUGAUAAUGAAGGAUCAUGGCAUUAAGGAAGAUGAGCUGCAGAGUAUUCUCAACUAUCUUCUCACCAUGCAUGAGGAUGAUAAUUUAAUGGACGUUCUGCAACUGCUUGUCGCUCUAAUGUCUGAACAUCCAGGCUCCAUGAUUCCUGCUUUUGAUCAGAGGAAUGGAAUGCGAAUCAUCUAUAAACUGCUGGCUUCAAAAAAUGAAGGGAUAAGAGUGCAAGCUUUGAAAGUGAUGGGUUACUUUCUAAAACAUCUUGCCCCAAAACGCAAGGCUGAAGUCAUGCUUGGACAUGGUCUGUUCUCCUUGUUGGCAGAAAGGUUGAUGUUGCACACCAACAUAAUUACCAUGACAACAUAUAAUGCUUUAUUUGAGAUCCUGACUGAACAGAUUUGUACUCAAGUUGUGCACAAGCAGCAUCCUGACCCAGAUUCAUCAGUGAAGAUCCAAAACCCACAAAUUCUGAAGGUGAUUGCAACACUUUUGAGGAAUUCUCCUCAGCUUCUAGAAACAAUGGAGGUUUCCCGUGUUUUCUUAUCUGACAUGAUCAAACUCUUCAACAACAGCCGAGAAAAUAGAAGAAGUUUGCUGCAGUGCUCAGUGUGGCAAGAGUGGAUGUUGUCUCUUUGUUAUGUCAACCCAAAGAAUUCUGAAGAGCAAAAGCUGACAGAGAUGGUGUAUGCUAUCUUCCGGAUAUUGCUUUAUCAUGCAGUCAAGUAUGAGUGGGGUGGCUGGCGAGUCUGGGUGGAUACACUCUCAAUUACACAUUCAAAGGUCACUUAUGAAAUGCACAAGGAGAGCUUGGCCAAAAUAUAUGACGAGUACCAGAGCCGAGAUGAAAACACAAAGCAAACUCCGAGCAUUCGUACCAUCUCUGAGAUUAGCAGUGCACAAGCAGUCACUGUUAAGAAAGAUGAUUUUGAGAGUAAGCAUGUAACACGUUCUGAGAAUGUUGACAAGCAGCUGGAAAAAACAGAAGAUUGCAAACUUGAAUUGCAACCUGAAAGUGACCAGGAGACCAGUACUGUAAAGACAGAGAGACAGAAGGUAAGUUUGGCACAACUAGACAACACAAAAAAAACAACUUUACCAUCUCACAGUACUGAAAUAGAAAAAACUACAGCAGAAGUAGAUCAGGUGUCAAAUAAACUAGAUACUUUAGAAAGUUCCAAAGUGGAGAAAAGAGAAGCAACUGAAGUGUGUGUGGAAGAUAAAGAGUAUUCAACUACAUCAACUGAUACGAUACAAAUUUCAUUUGAGGAAAUUACUUCAGCUCCUUCUGAAUCAAUUGAAGAGAAAAUAGCAACAAGACCUACUGCAAAUGAACAAGAAAGGAAUGUUGCACUGGAACCAUGUGAUUCAAAAGUUGAGGAGAUUGAAUCUUCAAGCAGUGGGCAGCAUGAAAGCACUUUAAAUAGUAGUCAAGAGAACAAUGCCCAAGAACUUCAGGCCACUUCUCAAGGACUAGAUGGCAGUACUUUGACUUCUGCAUCCAAUGUUGAUGCAAGCUGUUUGGAAGCAAUUUCCAAUCAUUGUGAAACUGUACCACGGGAAGAGAUGGCCAAAGAGAGCCAAGAGAUGGCAAAAUUGGAAACAGAAUUGGGUACUGAUUCAUUAAAACAAGCAAGCAGUCACACUACUAUAAAUAGCACUCAUAACUCUGACAACGUGGAUAAAAAUGUUGGAAUAACAAAGACUAGAGAACUGAGAGUACCAUCUGCAAAGGAAAUGGCUAGAUUGGAUGUGUCUAAUGUUGCAACUGAUACUGAGAGGUUAGAACUUCGAUCAAGUAUAAGUCAAGAUUCUGCAAACACACCAAAGCCGCCUACUCAGAUAUCACAAUCAGAGCUUGCAAGUCAGCAAAGCCUUGUGUCUGAUGGACAGAACAGAGGAUCUAAUCCUUCAGCGCGUGCCACCAUGUUUCGUAUACCAGAAUUUAAAUGGUCUGCAAUGCACCAACGCUUGCUAAAUGACUUGCUGUUCUCUGUAGAAACAGAUGUACAGAUGUGGAGAAGCCAUAGCACAAAAACAGUGAUGGAUUUUGUUAACAGUAGUGAAAACGUCAUCUUUGUCCACAACACCAUUCAUCUUGUCUCUCAGGUGGUAGAUAACAUCAUAAUGUCCUGUGGUGGGAUUCUCCCACUUCUUUCUGCAGCUACAUCUACUACACAUGAAUUGGAAAACAUUGAACCAACUCAAGGUUUAUCAUUCGAAUCCUCCGUGACCUUUCUUCAGAGGCUAAUAGGUCUUGUUGAUGUGCUGAUUUUUGCCAGCUCCCUUAGCUUCACUGAAAUAGAGGCUGAAAAAAACAUGUCUUCUGGAGGAAUAUUAAGGCAGUGUCUUCGUUUGGUGUGUGCUGUGGCAGUGAGAAACUGUUUGGAAUGUCAGCAAGUGUGCCGUGUUAAGUCUGGUGCUGAUAACACAAAGGCUCAAAAAACAAUGCAAAGCCUUCUUGGAAGUGGGAAGUUAACAGCCAAGACCUCUAUUGAUACUGUAACAGGUGGUAUUUCACCAAUAAGAGAUCUUGAUCGCUUGCUGCAAGAUAUGGAUAUUAAUCGCCUUCGAGCUGUUGUGUUCAGAGAUGUUGAGGACAGCAAGCAGGCUCAGUUUCUAGCCUUGGCUGUGGUGUACUUCAUCUCUGUACUGAUGGUAUCAAAAUAUCGAGAAAUUCUGGAACCUCAGAAGGAUAGAAAGCUGUCUCGUAGUCAGUCUAUCAGAAGUACUGACAAUGUAAAUGGGGCUACAACAAGCACAGAUGCAAAAGAUUCAUCAGGUUUGGCAGGUCCAACAGCAAAUGAUGACGCAUCAAAUGCACCGAUUCGAAGGGACUCUGGUAUUGGAGAAGAGCAGGUUUUAAGUACGGUUUCCAACUUGGGAGCUAGUAAACCUGAGAUCGUCAGCACUGGUCCAGAUGCAAUGAGUGAACUUCUGUCAACUCUCUCUUCAGAGGUUAAGAAAUCACAUUCACAAGAAAGUAAAGGUGAAAAUGGAAGUAAUUCUGAAAAUAAAACCACUGCUACUGUGUCAUCUGGAUCCCAAGGGAAAAAUGUCAAUGUGAAGGAAAUCCUAAGAAGUCUGGUGAAUACACCAACAGAUGGUCUUGAAGUAGAUAUGGCACUGAUAGGGCCAUCCUUUUUAGGAGUUAUUGGGGAUGCACCAGGAGAACAAUCUGUCCAGUUCCGUUCUUUUGACAGGAGUGUUGUGGUAGCUCCAAAAAAGCCUCUGAUUGCUGUUGGAAGUGAAACUGUUGCUCCUACUACAGAUACUGUUAGCGUGGUUUCUACUACGGAACCUACAGAAGAUGCUGCUGUUGAACCAACCGGUGGUGGACCUUCCAACUCAAAACUGCCAUCUGUUCAAACUGUGUCCCCAAUGCCAGAGGACUCUGCAGCAAAUAUGAGCAUUACAGCCAGGCUUGAACGUGCACUAGAGAAGGCUGCACCUCUUCUGAGGGAGAUUUUUGUGGAUUUUGCUCCUUUUCUUUCCCGUACUCUUCUGGGCAGUCAUGGGCAAGAAUUGCUCAUUGAGGGUACAAGCUUGGUUUGUAUGAAAUCCAGCAGUUCUGUUGUGGAGUUGGUCAUGUUGCUAUGUUCUCAGGAAUGGCAGAACUCAAUACAGAAAAAUGCUGGUCUGGCAUUUAUCGAACUUGUUAAUGAAGGAAGACUCCUAUGUCAUACCAUGAAAGAUCACCUGGUGAGGGUAGCAAAUGAGGCUGAGUUUAUCCUGAGCAGACAGCGGGCAGAAGAUAUACAUAGACAUGCUGAGUUUGAGUCUCUGUGUGCCCAGUAUUCAGCGGAAAGACGUGAAGAAGAAAAGAUGUGUGAUCACCUAAUAAGAGCAGCAAAGUAUCGUGAUCAUGUGACAUCAACCCAGUUAAUACAGAAGAUUAUCAACAUUUUGACAGAUAAGCACGGUGCUUGGGGAAGCUCUUCAUUAAGUCGUCCUCGUGAGUUCUGGCGCCUUGACUACUGGGAAGAUGACUUGCGGCGCCGCCGACGGUUCGUUCGCAACUCAUUUGGAUCAACACAUCCUGAAGCCACACUUAAAGCAGCAAUUGAACACGGUUCUGAAGAUGAUGUGCUAGUUAAAGGCAGGCAGUCCAUUCGGACUCCAGCAGUGAGCAGCCAGAACUCCGAGAGCGAGAUGGUGCUGGAGGGAGACGAUGAUACGAUCACUUCACUGGAAGAGAAGGAGAUUGAUAACAUGGCGGGACCUGUGAAUUUGACCACUGCUGUCCAGCUCAUAGCUCCGGCUGUAGUUGCUAAGGGAACGUUGUCAAUCACCUCUUCUGAGCUGUACUUUGAAGUGGACGACGAAGAUCCCAAUUAUAAAAAACUGGACCCCAAGGUUUUGACAUAUACUGAAGGACUUCAUGGAAAAUGGCUGUUCAGCGAAAUCCGUGCUAUUUUCUCCAGGCGCUAUUUGCUACAAAAUACUGCACUAGAAAUCUUUAUUGCUAAUCGAACUGCUGUCAUGUUCAACUUCCCAGACCAAGCUACAGUGAAGAAAGUCGUUCACUGUUUGCCCCGUGUUGGAGUCGGCACAGGUUUUGGGUUACCCCAAACCAGACGAAUCACUCUGGCUAAUCCCCGCCAACUGUUUAAAGCGUCCAAUAUGAUGCAGCGUUGGCAGAGGAGAGAAAUUUCCAACUUUGAGUACCUCAUGUUUCUCAACACAGUAGCUGGUCGAACCUACAGUGACUUAAAUCAGUAUCCGGUCUUUCCUUGGGUGAUAACUAAUUACGAAUCGGAAGAAUUGGAUAUGACUCUGCCAAGCAAUUUCAGAGAUUUGUCCAAGCCUAUUGGAGCACUUAACCCAAAAAGAGCUGCCUUUUUUGUGGAGCGUCAUGAAAGCUGGGAAGAUGACCAGGUUCCUGCUUUCCACUAUGGGACUCAUUAUUCGACCAGUAGCUUCACUCUCGCAUGGUUGUUAAGAAUAGAGCCAUUUACUACCUUCUUUCUAAACCUACAAGGAGGAAAAUUUGAUCAUGCUGAUAGAACAUUUUCUGCAGUGUCCAGAGCAUGGCGCAACUGCCAGCGUGAUACCUCUGAUGUAAAGGAGUUGAUUCCUGAAUUUUAUUAUCUUCCGGAGAUGUUUGUGAAUUCCAACAACUACAAUUUGGGUGUAAUGGAUGAUGGCACUGUGGUGUCUGAUGUAGAACUUCCACCAUGGGCCAAGACUCCUGAAGAGUUUGUUCGCAUAAACAGACUGGCUCUGGAGAGUGAGUUUGUUUCCUGCCAACUUCACCAGUGGAUUGAUCUGAUUUUUGGAUAUAAACAGCAAGGGCCUGAGGCUGUCCGGUCUCUCAAUGUCUUCUAUUACCUGACCUAUGAAGGAGCUGUCAACCUGAAUUCCUUCAGUGACCCAGUGCUAAGAGAGGCUGUUGAAGCCCAGAUCCGAAGCUUUGGUCAAACUCCUUCUCAACUUUUAAUAGAACCACAUCCUCCCAGAAGCUCUGCCAUGCAAGUGACUCCUCUGAUGUUCACAGACCAGAUGCAGCAAGAUGUCAUCAUGGUACUUAAGUUCCCAUCUAACUCCCCGGUCACCCAUGUUGCUGCCAACACUCAGCCGGGCCUGGCUGUACCAGCCAUUAUUACAGUAACUGCUAGCAGGCUCUUUGCUGUGAACAAGUGGCAUAAUGUUACCGGCCUUCAUGGAUCUAUGCAAGAUCAGCCAUACCAGCUGCCAGUUGAAAUCGAUCCUCUGAUAGCUAAUAACACUGGCAUGCACAGAAGGCAAAUUACUGACCCCUUGGAUCAAAGCAUUCAAGUCAAUUCCCAGUGCUUCGUGAUCACUGCUGAUAACCGCUUCAUCCUGGUUUGUGGCUUCUGGGAUAAGAGUUUCCGUGUCUACUCCACCGACACAGGUAAACUCACUCAGGUGAUUUUUGGACACUGGGAUGUUGUAACCUGUUUAGCCAGAUCUGAGUCGUAUAUUGGAGGUGACUGCUAUAUCCUGUCAGGGUCACGAGAUGCAACUCUACUUCUCUGGUACUGGAAUGGGAAAAACCACAGUGUUGGAGAAAACCCCAACACUGAAUAUGCUGCUCCUCGGGCUAUCCUAACGGGCCACGACUUUGAGAUUAGCUGUGCUGCAGUAUGUGCAGAACUCGGUUUAGUUAUCAGCGGUUCUAAAGAGGGUCCAUGCCUGAUCCACACAAUGAAUGGGGACUUGCUGAAGGCCCUUGAGAGCCCUGAAAACUGCUUGCAUCCUCGAUUAAUCCAGUUGUCCUCUGAAGGCCAUUGCGUUAUUUAUUUUGAAAAAGGCCAAUUUUGUGUCUUCAGUGUAAAUGGAAAGCUGCUGACCAAGAUGGAGACGGAGGAUUCUGCAAAGGCUAUGCUACUGAGUCGUGAUGGCCAAUACCUCAUCACUGGGGGAGAUAGCGGGAUAGUGGCUGUGUGGCAGGUCUGGGACCUCAAACAGCUGAUGACCUACCCAGGGUGUGAUGCUGGUAUUAGGUCCAUGGCCAUGUCCCAUGAUCAAAGGGUUAUCAUCACUGGUAUGGCAUCUGGAAGUAUAGUACUGUUUUACAUAGAUUUUAAUCGAUGGCAUCAUGAGUAUCAAACAAGGUACUAAUAGUGGAUUCAAGGCACUGGAGCUCACUACCACGUGCUGAGAUCAUGACACUUUCAUCUAAAAGAGCAAACAGCAUCACUGGUGCAAUGAUGGUUUUUAAUCAAUGGAAUCAUACAAUCCUGCCACUGUAUAUAAUGGCAUCCAUUAAUAAAUCUGAAUGUAACUUAAAAGUCUCUAGGAAAGCGGAGUAUUUUGAAAUGCUUACUGCUAUUUUUGUAGAAUAUAAGGAAUUUGACAUAUCAUUAGUAAAUCACCAGAGCAUAUAAGUCUGAUGCAGAAAUACAAAUUGUCUAUUUUUAGGAGGAACAAAUCUUUACAUGAUUCUUUAUAAACUUGUCAUUCAUAAGAAAUACAAGACUAUUUCUUUACCUUCAUCUCUGUAAGAAGAAUAAGUGAUUGAUUUAAAAGACUGUAAAACUGAAUUUUUAAUCAGAUGUUCAUAAUUAUGUUAGAAUUAAGCAAUAUAUUUACACCUGUGAUUUAAUUAUUCCAUAUGCAGAGAUCAAAUUUUUAAAAAGAAUUUUUUUUGGGAAGAAGGUUUGCACGUGGGGGUGUACAAAUCCUUUCUAAGGCAUGGUUCUUUUCUGUAUUUUUUCCAUUAAUGUAAUGGUAGCUUAGCACUGAUAUUACCUGGAACAAAAAGCAAUAUUUAAAUUAUGAUCUAGGAUUUUUUAUCUUUAUACAAUGUGUUGGAAACUGUAUUCUUGUCAUUGGCAUGCUGCUGGGCUGGAAAAGGGAUCUUUCCUCAGAGUUUAGGUGAACAGUAAAUCAAUGCAGUGUAUUAAGUUUUGUCUGUUCUCCAUUAGUGUGUGCAUUUCAGAGAAUUGUAUCCAUUAAUUUCAUUUCUAUAGCCUUUGUUCAACAUGUUUAUAAUCUCAGCAUUGUUAUACUAAAUUCUGAUGACUCUUUGUAAUUGUGAAAUUCUGUUUGGGUUCCCGUCCUGCUUGUUGUGUGUGUGAAAUCCUACAACUGGGAUGUUUUAGACAACCUAUAAGCCUUCAUAAACUAGAUUGCUGAAAACAUUCCAUCUUUCUGGGUGAACGUUUGUACAAUUUGGAUCCUAUGGGUGCCUAGUUGCACAUUGGUAACCUGUCAGAGGGACCCAGUUACUGUAUUUCAGAACCUCACUCAGAAAAGCUUUUUUGGUGAUUAUUUGGAAUGAGUUUAUUUCAGUUUGUGUAAUGAGAUCAAAAAUAAAGUUCACUUGUACCUUGA